AUGAGUGGAGGAGAAUGUUACAAAUGUGGAAGGCCUGGGCACUUCGCAAGGGACUGCCGUACGGGGCAAGGUGGUUUUAUUCGUGAUAGAGGUAUGGGACGUGGAGACUUCCGUAAUGGAAGAGGAGGCCUAGAGAAAUGCUACAAAUGCAAUAGACCAGGACACUUUGCUAGAGAUUGUCGUGUUGACCAAGACCGUUGCUACAAAUGUAACCAGCUAGGACACAUUGCUAAAGAAUGUGAUAAAGAAAUUGAUUCAGGAGCUUGCUAUAAUUGCAAGAGCCCCGGACAUGUGCAGCGGGACUGCCCUGAGUUGGGCAACAGGCCAUGUUACCGAUGUGGUGAGAAUGGACAUCUUGCUCGCGACUGUCCUGAAGACCGUGGCCCAGAUGAUCGCAAAUGUUACGGUUGUGGGGGUGUGGGACACAUUUCACGAGAGUGCCCAACAGCCCAGCGCUCGUCCGGGAAGGACUGCUUCAGGUGUGGAUCAACUGACCAUCUGGCUCGGGAUUGCCCUGAGACAACAAACAAAACACAGUGUUACAAUUGCAACCAAAUAGGUCACAUAGCAAGAGAUUGUCCAUCGGAGUCUAAAGAUUUGGUGGCAGCAGCAUGA
Candidula unifasciata is the source of this 615-nucleotide messenger RNA. The record is from the annotation of a GenBank genome assembly. Lineage: Eukaryota; Metazoa; Mollusca; Gastropoda; Stylommatophora; Geomitridae.